Raphanus sativus (radish) is the source of this 729-nucleotide messenger RNA. RefSeq lists its product as uncharacterized. Bases 76 to 588 code for a protein of 170 amino acids. The transcript is spliced from 3 exons. The record is from RefSeq and is a predicted model, not a curated record. Lineage: Eukaryota; Viridiplantae; Streptophyta; Magnoliopsida; Brassicales; Brassicaceae.
UACGCGUCGAAGUAGAAAGCGAGCCGUGGUACUUCUCUCUCUCUCUCUCUUCGGGGGAAUUAUUACAGAGGAGAGAUGGAUCAGAUACUGAACAAGGUUGGCUCGUAUUGGUUAGGACAAAAGGCAAACAAAGAGUUCAACUCCGUCGGCGACGAUUUCAAUUCAUUGUCUAGCAGUAUUGAAGGAGGUACCAAGUGGUUGGUCAACAAACUCAAAGGAAAAAUGCAGAAGCCAUUGCCUGAGUUGCUAAAGGAAUUUGGUUUACCUGUUGGGAUCUUUCCACAGGACGCCACGAACUACGAGUUCAACGAAGAGACGGGUAAGUUGACUGUCUUCAUCCCCGAGACCUGCGAGGUUGGUUACAGGGAUUCAUCAGUCCUGCGGUUUUCGACAACGGUGACGGGUUACCUGGAGAAAGGAAAGCUAGCUGAGGUGGAAGGCUUGAAAACAAAGGUGAUGAUUUGGGUGAAAGUGACUUGUAUCUCAGCAGACCCAUCAAAGGUUUAUUUCACGGCAGGGAUGAAGAAAAGCAGGAGCAGAGAUGCUUAUGAGGUUAUACGGCCUGGUGUUAUCGUUGAUAAAUUCUAAACUUAUGGAUCAGUUAUGGUACUCUAAUAAUACAAACAUUAGUUUUUGUAUGUAUGCUUUAAAACACACUGUGUUGCAAACCUUUUACUCAAUGUGUAAGGGUGUUGGUACUUGAAUAAAGAACUCAAUAGCAAUCAAAGA